AAAUAGGCCAGCUGAUUAACAGCCCUCCUCGCGCCACUGCAUUCCGUUAAGCUGGUGUUGGUGCGGGUUUCACUUUCCAAAGUGUUCCCACCCCUGUACGGAACGUGCCCGCUGCUGCUGCGUGUGUGACACGGACGCUCUAUACAACAAAAGAGGAACGAGGUUCCGGCUGGAGGACGACGACGACGACGGCAACACGAAGAUACAAGUUUGACGCGGCACCGUGCGAAAGCCAUUCAAUCGUGGCUCGUCGAAGCGGAAGGAUUGGUUUGUCCCAAGUUUGAGUUAUCUCCCAGUCGUGGUCUCUUAAGUGUUGAAAGUGAUAGUUUGUGGUGCAAGAUUAAGUGCUAAAGAGUUCAAGAUAAACGCAAAAGUUCAAAAAGCUUUCUUAAGACUUCGGUAAAAAAAAAGGAUUGUGCGAUCGUUCCCGGGAGGUAAAACAACGCCGGAAACAAAAACGCGGCAGUCCAAAAAGGAUUUUCCGUUAGGGAUUAAUACGCGAGCUUUAAUCCCCCGGUCCUGCUGACUGCUGUUCGCGCAGGUGUUUCUAGCCCCCCUCGCAAGACAAGCGACACACCACAAACCGCCUUAACCAUGUCGAUCUCCGAGUUCCGCAAGAAGAAGCUGCUGUACGUGUUCAACGUGUUUUUCGACGUGAACCAGAGUGGCGAAAUUGAUCGUAAGGAUUUCGAGAUGGCAGUGGAGAAAAUUUGCGAACUGCGAGGCUGGCCCGUAGGCAACAGCCGGAACACGGAAACCCACGAGUCCAUGUUCAAAAUCUGGGAAGGGUUGCGGGCCAAAGCCGACAAGGAUAACGACGGUCAGGUCUCGGUCGAGGAGUGGUGCAAAAUGUGGGACGAGUACGCCCGGGAUCCGGACUCGGUUCUGGAUUGGCAGCUCAGAUACAUGAACUUUAUGUUCGACCUCGAGGACGCCUCCAACGACGGCGGCAUCGACGCCGAGGAGUUCUCGAUCGUGUGCUCCAGCUACGGCCUGGACCAGCAGGAGUGCCGGGAUGCGUUCGGCAAGAUGGCGCAGGGUUCCGAGGAGGUUGACCGGGAGCAAUUUUCCAAGUUGUGGCGCGAGUACUUCUCGUCGGACGAUCCCGCCUCGCCCGGUAACUUCAUCUUUGGCAAGACGUCGUUUUAACGCAGCUGUCGAUGACACAUUUACACACAACAGCAACACUACAACACAAGUUCCCGAUAUCACUUUCUCUAGCUGCUAGAGCAAUUUGAUAAUAUGUAUUUGAACACAGGUGGUAAGGAAAGAAGGGACAAGUAAGCAGAAUUUUUCAAUUUAUAACACAGAAAAAAAAACAAUUUUAUCGAAAUGAUUAGACAUUAGUUUCGUUUUUCAUUAUCGUGAUAAAUGAUCGUAAUGUGCACUCAGAAAAAACGUAACAUCACAAAACAGAACAAGGCAUCGAGGUCCGCAAGCAAUUCAGUGUCUCGCUACUUUAUCAAUAUUUUCGCCCCACUUUUUGGUGACCCCCCCUGGGGUUUGCAUCAAUCACGCCAGUUGAAACACCCCUCGGGCAAAUGACACCAAAGUGCCGUUGUCGUUUAAGGGUGGAUUUUC
This is a messenger RNA of Culex pipiens pallens (northern house mosquito), 1581 nucleotides long. RefSeq names its product calexcitin-2 (gene Scp2). Gene Ontology annotation, molecular function: calcium ion binding. The record is from RefSeq and is a predicted model, not a curated record. NCBI's taxonomy places the organism in Eukaryota, Metazoa, Arthropoda, Insecta, Diptera, Culicidae. The transcript has 7 exons. Bases 595 to 1149 code for a protein of 184 amino acids.